Messenger RNA from Anguilla rostrata (American eel), 6782 nucleotides. It is a transcript of the gene mical3b, whose product is annotated as microtubule associated monooxygenase, calponin and LIM domain containing 3b. Gene Ontology annotation, molecular function: protein binding; FAD binding. The record is from RefSeq and is a predicted model, not a curated record. NCBI's taxonomy places the organism in Eukaryota, Metazoa, Chordata, Actinopteri, Anguilliformes, Anguillidae. The transcript is spliced from 33 exons. The coding region runs from base 533 to 6001 and encodes 1822 amino acids.
UGUGCGAAAACACUGUGAAUUUAGGAAAGGGUGCAACGUACAUAUAACAGUUAAUUUCAAACAUAAUUUGACUGGUAUAUACUGGUUUAAAAAAUUCGUGUGUGAUUAUGGUAGUUUACUUUAUGAUUUCAAUGACUACUUACAGUUUGGAGCCUGCCAAUUUCAACUGAGGUUAUCGUGUUUUGUACGGUACCCCUUAUAUUCCAAAGAGAUGCACCCUACCUUUGCCGUGUGAAGCUCGAAGCAACGCCUGUGGUAUGAACACGCCUGUUGGAAACGGGACAGACCAAGGACUUGAAAUAAGAUGUAUAAGGAAUAACCUCACGACUGUCCAUUUUCUACCGCCCUUUUCUCCAAAAUGUGGACUCUGGUAAAUGUGUCACGUGGAUUAUACUUUGUGGAAUUUCAGUAAACACGGACGCUUUUCAGGACUAAUUAAUACAUUUCAGGAUUGACUCGGUAGAACCAGAAUGAACAUGUCAGAAGGGGAAAGUUAAGAGCGAUUCAGAUAGAAGGGUGAUAGCGGAGGGGUAUGGGGGAUGGGGGCGUGGCCACUGGAGGAGGGAACCAAUCCCACGUCCUGUUUGACCGCUUCACCCAGGCGACCACCUGUAAGGGCACGUUGAAGGCCUUUCAGGAGCUCUGUGACUUCCUGGACCUCCGGCCUACUGACUCCCGCAUCUUCUACCACAAGCUCAAGUCUCGGCUCAACUACUGGAAGGCCAAGGCCCUGUGGGCCAAGCUAGACAAGAGGGCAUGCCACAAGGAAUACAAGAAAGGCCGCGCAUGUGCCAACUCCAAGUGUCUGAUCAUCGGGGCGGGGCCAUGCGGGCUGCGUACGGCCAUCGAGCUGGCCUUCCUGGGGGCCAAGGUGGUGCUGCUGGAGAAACGCGAUGCCUUUUCCCGGAACAACGUGCUCCACCUCUGGCCCUUCACCAUCCAGGACCUGCGCGGCCUCGGCGCCAAGAAGUUCUACGGGAAGUUCUGCGCUGGAGCCAUCGACCACAUCAGUAUUCGGCAGCUGCAGCUUAUCCUGCUGAAGAUGGCUUUGCUCUUGGGCAUCGAGGUCCACGUUAAUGUGGAGUUCAAGAAGCUGGUGGAGCCGCCUGAGGACCAGGAGAAUGAGAGGAUUGGGUGGCGGGCGGAAGUUCUUCCCCAGACGCAUCCGGUCAAUGAGUUUGAGUUUGACGUCAUCAUUGGAGCAGAUGGCCGGAGGAACACUCUGCCAGGAUUCCGCAGGAAGGAGUUCCGGGGCAAACUGGCCAUCGCCAUAACAGCCAACUUCAUCAACCGGCACACUUCGGCCGAGGCCAAGGUGGAGGAGAUCAGCGGCGUGGCCUUCAUCUUCAACCAGAAGUUCUUCCAGGACCUGCGGGAAGCCACAGGUGUCGACCUGGAGAACAUUGUGUACUACAAGGAUGACACGCACUACUUUGUGAUGACGGCGAAGAAACAGAGCCUUCUAGAGAAGGGGGUCAUCCUGCAUGACUACGGGGACACAGAGCGGCUGCUCUCGCGCGGGAACGUGGACCAGGCGGCCCUGCUCUCUUACGCCUGCGAGGCGGCCGACUUCUCCACCAACCACCAGCUGCCCUCGCUGGACUUCGCCAUCAACCACUACGGCCAGCCGGACGUGGCCAUGUUCGACUUCACCUGCAUGUACGCCUCGGAGAACGCCGCCCUGGUGCGCCAGCGCAACGGGCACCAGCUGCUGCUCACCCUGGUGGGGGACAGCCUGCUGGAGCCGUUUUGGCCCAUGGGCACUGGGAUUGCACGUGGGUUUCUGGCAGCGAUGGACUCAGCCUGGAUGGUGCGGAGCUGGGCGCAGGGGAGGGGUGCGCUGGACGUCCUCUCUGAGAGAGAGAGCAUUUACCGUCUGCUGCCCCAGACCACCCCGGAGAACAUCAGCAAGAACGUCGGCCAGUACAGCCUGGACCCCACUACCCGCUACCCCAACAUCAACCUCAGCAUCCUCCGCCACAAUCAGGUGCGUCACCUCAUAGACACAGGGGAGUCUGGGGAUUUGCACGUUGACGUAGAAAAUGCGGUCAACUCGUCAACAUCCAAACUGACGCGACAUGAAUCCAUUGUACGCUCCAGCAAGCUGCUGAGCUGGUGCCAGAAGCAGACGGAGGGCUACCGGCAUGUCGCUGUAACCGAUCUCACCAUGUCCUGGAAGAGCGGUCUCGCACUGUGUGCCAUUAUCCACCGCUUCCGCCCUGACCUCAUAGACUUUGAUUCCCUCAACGAGAAAGAUGUGGAGAAGAACAACCAGUUGGCUUUCGACGUGUCCGAGCGAGAGUUUGGCAUUUCGCCCAUCCUGACAGGGAAGGAGAUGUCCUCUGUUGCUGCGCCUGACAAGCUGUCCAUGGUCAUGUACCUCACGCAGUUCUACGAAAUGUUCAAGGAUAUGGCGCCCACUAGUGAUAAUCAAAACCUGAAUCCUGAGGAAAAGGCGGCCUUCAUCGCCAGCACCAAGUCACCCAUCUCCUUCCUGAGCAGGCUUGGGCAAACCCUCUCCCGCAAGCGCAACCCUAAGGACCAGAAAGAGAAGGAUGUUGAUGGUGUGAGGAAGAGGAGGAAGACAAACCAGUCAGGCCAGUCGCAGGAAGAGGAAGUUCCACGCCGCGGCCGCGAGGACCAGCCGCCGCCGCCGGUCUCCGCCCUAACCGAGCGGAGGGUGGAGGUGUCGGCCGAUGCCAAUCACAAGGUCAAAUCUAUGGCCAAUCAGCUGCUGGCCAAGUUUGAGGAAAACGCCCCUGUCCCGCCCUCUGGACUCAAACGACAGAACUCGGUGCGUAAGGAGUUCCCCCAGUGCGUCGGCGGGAGCGACGUGUGCUUCUUCUGCCAGCGGCGCGUGUACGUGAUGGAGCGCCUGAGCGCCGAGGGGAGGUUCUUCCACCGCAGCUGCUUCAAGUGCGACCACUGCGGCACCACCCUGCGCCUGUCCUCCUACGCCUUCGACGUGCAGGAUGGGAAGUUUUACUGCAAGCCUCACUACUGCUACCGACAGUCUGGCCACACCCAGCGGAAGAGACCCGCCCCCACUGUGGCUCCUCCCACCGCUAAGGAGAACCAGGCCCCCAUUCCCAGCCCUGUGGAUGUUCCAGUACAGGCAGUGGUGGGUGUGCCUCCAGCAGAGCGUUGGCCCUCAGGUACCCCCACAGUGGUGGAGGAGAACGGGCUGCAGGAGCCCAGCCUGGCCAAGCGGCUGCGGGGCACGCCGGAGCGCAUCGAGCUGGACAACUACCGCGUCUCCCUGGAGCAGCAGGAGGUGCUGGAGGAGGUGCCCGAGGAGACGCUGGCCGAGCACAACCUGAGCAGCGCACCGGACAAGCCAGCCAGCGUGGAGGGGGGCUCCAGCAGCUCAGAGUCUGAAGAGGAGGGGGAGGGGUGCGCUCCUUCUGACCUUGGGGGCGUGGCCUGGAAGGAGGCAGUGGCACUGCACACCAAACUAAGGGGCGAGGUUGUAACUGGUGAGGGUGAGACCAACUGCCUGGAGGAGGAUGAUGAUGAGGAAGAUGAUGAGGCAUCCAGUGAUGAGCUCUGUGAGGAAGAGGAAGAUAAUGAGGAAGUAGGCAACCAACGUGGUGCUGAACUCCAUAAAGAGAAUGUUGCCUCUGGCACAGAAGCUCAAAGCUCUAACACCAGUAAGCUGCCACCUGCAACUGGGGGGAAGGGAAGGCCAGUACACUCCACCGUCAGCCCCCGGCAGUCGGUUGAGGAGAACGUGAAGCCGCCUGUCAGCGAUGUCCUGAAACCAGGAGCACAGACCUCCUUGACGUCUCCAUAUCCCUUCCUGCUGAAAUCUCCUGUGGCGCCAUUUUUCCCCGAGCCUUUUGUGCCGGACGAAGUGAAACCACAGAGAACCUCUCAAAAGCCGGACGCCGGCAGCACCUGUACCCCCGCACCCCUGGAGUCUCCUUCCCCCAUCUGGACCCAGCCGUCGCCCGCCGGCACCUCCACGCCCCGGCCCGAGCUUGCCGAACCUACCACGCCCGCCACGAGCGCCAAGGCGGACACGCCCAGUGCGGACACGCCAGUCGACUGGACAAGCAAUGCGGAGACCAGGAACAGUCUGGUACCUGGAGGAAGAGGGGAGACCGGCCCCACCCAGCCCCAGAGCAGGGGGGCCAAACGAGGGGACCCGGGCAGCAGCUCGACCAUUUGCCGAAACGGCACCCCCAGAAAAGAAGGCCGCGCCCCUGAUCCCGGCCUGCUGACCCCGCCCUCCACCCCGCCCCCGGCCCCGCCAGACGAGGAGCCCGCCACCCUCCUCUCAGGGAAGCGGGAGGUCCCCCGAGAGGAGGAGCCCGAGGCCACGCCCGAACCCGCGGAACCCCAGCCGGAGGCGCGCAGGUCCUUCCUCGAAAGCGUGGACGAGAUCCCCUUCGCCGACGAUGAGGAGGAGGAAGACGGGGAAGAGGAGGAGGAGGAGGAUUCCCACAAAAAGCUUACGCUGCGCGCCAAUGACCAAGCGUUCUUUAGCCCGCCCUCCCUCCACACCUCGGAUAGCCGCGAGACCCGGGGCGUGUCCGGGGGCGUGGCCUCUGGCGUGACCGGGGAGGCGGCCAAGGGCGUGGCGGAGGAGCGCAUCCGCGCGUGGGGGCAGUCGGUGAAGAGCCAGGCCCUGCGCGACGCCGUGGAGCAACAGCUUCGCAAGAUGAAGGAAGCCGACGCCCCCAAGCGCGAACCCGCCACGGUGGCCUGGAGCCUCUCCUCCGAGGAUUCUGGGAAAGGCAAAGCCGCGCCGGUGGCCGGCUCGCCGGCGAGGGAGACGCGGAAACAGGCGGGGGCGUCGCCAGAGAGGGCGGUCCCCGCCCCGGGGGGUGGGCGGAGCCUGGGUGGGUCGGCGGACUCCUCGGGCAGCUCGGCGGGGGGCAAGAACGAAAAACGCUCCGCCCUCUUUCCCCCGCACAAAAGCAAGGAGAAGAAGGGGAAGGCGGAGCCGGGGGAAACCCCGCCCAAAAACAGCUCUGUCUGGAAGGCCGUCUUCUCAGGUUACCGAAAAGACAGGAAGAAGGAUGACCAAUCGGACUGCGGCUUAGCCUCCGUUAAUGAGACCACCGACCUGGCCAAUGACAGCUCGCUGCUCGGCCAGUCCUCAGACCUGGUCUUGCAGAAGAACGUGUGUGUGUCGGAAGACUCUGAUCCUUCCUGCGACGAUGUGCUGGAAAGCUCCUCCCCGUCAAACGCCGAUUCUGUGUACGUUCCUCACGCGUUGGCGUUCAGGAGAGUGUACGGCGUGAAGAGAAAGGCCGUGAGAAAAAAAAAGCGGGGUGCGUUGCCGGCGAGUUCGCGGGAGUCUUCGUGCCCCACGGAGGUGGUCGGAGUGCUGGUGGCUGUCAAAGAACCCUCUAGUCUAAGUUACUCUGAAACGAUAUUUCAGAAAGCGUACACCGAGGAUGAGCUGAACGCCAAACUGACGCGGAGAGUGCAGAAGGCCGCCCGGCAACAGGCCAAACGGGAGGAGCUCAAGAGACUGCACAGAGCCCAGAUAAUCCAGAGGCAGCUGGAGCAGGUGGAGGAGAAGCAGAAACAUCUGGAGGAGAAGGGUGUGGCCGUAGAGAAGGCACUGCGUGGGGAAGCAGACUAUUGGGGAGACUCUAAAUACAGUGAAAUCUUCGACUUGCAUCUGGGCGGCAUGGGAAAGGAGGAUGACCCGCGGCUGAUGCAGGAGUGGUUCACUCUGGUUCAGGAGAAGAACUCGCUGGUGCGCUACGAGUCUGAGCUGAUGAUAUUUGCACGAGAGCUGGAGCUGGAGGAUCGGCAGAGUCGUUUACAGCAGGAACUGAGGGAGCGCAUGGCUGUGGAUGACCAUCUGAAGACGGAGGCGGAGCUGGUGGAGGAGAAGCGGAUCCUGAGCGAGAUGCUGGAGGUGGUGGAGCAGCGCGACGCGCUGGUGGCCCUGCUGGAGGAGCAGCGGCUCAGGGAGAAGGCCGAGGACGAGGACCUGGAGGCCGUCAUGCUGUCCAAGGGCCACUGCCUCACCUGGGCCUGAGGCCUGCACCGCCCAGCCCCGCCCCUCCAGACCAGGCCACGCCCCCACUCCCGCCCCCCCUUUCCCCCUCAGGGGCACCGCCCCCUUUCUCACCCCGUGCUGCCUUUUUUUCUCCAAACUGAGAGUUUACAUGCUGCCUACGCUCUGAGCAAGAGCACCAGAAAAACCGCUUCCCUCAGGAAGUCUUCAGGAAGUUGUGUUGGCUUUUUUAGUCUUACUAUUACAGUUUUUAUAUUGUUUUUAUCUUCAUAGCUUGGUGGAACGGGAUGAUGGUUAAAGUCCUGCUGAUAUUGGGUAAAUGUGCGCCGGGCCUGUUUUAUAUAAAAGUUAAGGAAACGGCAGCAAGUCCAUUUCAAAUGAGUGACUUGUUAGCCAAUGAGGAGGAGGUACACAUGUCUUUGAGGCACAGAGCCCUUUUUUUUUAAAACGUUUUUUUAAAACGUUUUACACAAAGGCUGUGACCAUUGAGUGUCUUGAAUGAAGAGAAACUCACAGUGGGAAUGUUUUUGGACUAAAUGCCCUUCUCCCAAAUCUUACAUAUCUUCAUCACAAUGGCUGUUUAGCUGCUCUCAUUCAAGAUUGUGUGUAUGGUAGUCUUAAGAGUGGAAGUGCAUUGCUGACUAGGAGCUGUGUGACCAUUAUUUAUUGAUGUGUGAAAAGAAAGUGUGUAUGCAAACAAAACUGUAAUAUUGCAGAUUGUUCUUCGAGGUGCUUAAUGUACCCAGAUUGCACAAAGAUGUUGGAUGAAUGAGCAAUAAAGCAGUGCAGUUGUUAUUUUUAA